AAUGAAACCGACUAGGCUUUUCUAAAAGGACGCUACACUUAUGAGACUUCUUGUUGUUAGGAAAUGCAGUUCAAUCCUGAAUCCUCUGUGUCGGGGUAUGGCAUAUUAUCACAUUGAAUGGAAACCGAAACCGUAUCCCUGCACAAAGGCCGAACGGGAAGCGGCUGCUAAACGUUACAAUCUCUUACCUUCUGAUUAUAAACCAUUUGAGAAUGAUGGUUUGGCUCCAGGAGACUACUUCUAUGUAGAACCAUAUAACGCGGACAAUCGCAGCCCAUGGGAACCCUAUGACUUCCCACGUGAAAGACGAGAUUUUAAUGACCCGCAACCGUUCAACGCUCAACUGUAUCUUGCUUCCGGAUAUAAUCCUGCAAAACUAAAUGAAAUUUUAAAAGGCCGGCCAGUGUGGUAUGUAAUGUUCAGAACGUUUGCACCGUUCUUUGGCCUUUGGAUGUUAUUAUAUCUCGGUCAAAUGUAUUGCGUCUUUUUCCCCCUGGUAAGUACUAUAAAUGUAAACCUCAGUUUUUGUUUUAUAAUCGAGUUAGUUAUAAUAUUUCCAGGACCAUCCGAAAAGUAAGACUACAAAUUUAAAAUUUCAUGACAACUCCAAACUUUAAUUUCUUAGAAAGUAGAUAACGGGACAUCUUCAGCAACUUCCAGGCGAACUUAUAGCUACACUUUGAAUAUCAACCAUCAUGAAUUUGCCUACCGACUUAUAAUGCGGUAAAAAAAGAAGCUGAGACAACUAAACAGUAGGACUCUGAAGCAGUAGUUUUGAGUUUAACUAACAGAGUUGGACCGCUCCAAUACUAUAUACUGAGUAGUCAAUUUGAGAAGCGUAAUGUCUCUAGUUAUUUGAUGUCUUCAUGGUGUACAGAGGAAAAAAGUUCGCGAACACAACAGUUCACUAAGUGGUUCUCUUCUGUCACGAGAUCUAAUCAUUAUAAGUGGACAGCGGGUCAUUGACAUUCGACUGCAUAUUUUCUCGAAACACUUUUCCAUGUGGCAAAACCACUAAAUUCGUUGCGUCAAAGUUGGGCAAAAACAUACCAAUUGACAGCUAUACCAGCAGAUUUGUACUUCGUAAUGACCACCAUGUGUAUGUAUAAGUGACCCCUAAAACGUCACGUAUAUUUUGGGUUAUACGUAUAAGGUAUAACUUUGAAUAAAGUAUGUUGUUUCUAAAUUACAACCUGCGAAAGCCGUUCAGCAGCCAGCUAACUGAACGAAUUCGCUUAUCUAAAGCCUAGUACAUAUCUCAACGUUGUUCACUAAGUGGACAUUAAGGUAAACUUUAGCCGGUUAUCCAAAAACGGUUGCUAAUUUUUUCUCUUCUUUUUACAGAAAGCAAAACAAUAUCCAUAUGCAGUGGACAAAGAAAAUCACUAUACUUUUGAAAAGCUUGGUUAGAUCUAUAUGUUCGAAUAGAAAGUAAUAAAGUCGUAGCAAACAAAAAGAAUGACUUAUUAUUGGGAUUUUUUAUUGCCAGUAUAAUUAACCACAACUAUUGGCUUCACAUUAAUACACUGAAAUUUGGGACUGCGUGGGCACAAACAUUGGAGUGCCAUUCUUGAUAAAUAACUGCAACAUUCCGUGGAUAAGAAAAUUAUGUGCAUCGUGUAUUCAGGUUUUCCGACUCGAUGUUGACUUUUUCAAUUGUCGUUCAUACUGAUAUUCACGUUCACUUGCUCUAUUGAAGAAUGCUUGUCUUUCCAAAUACCUAUUUUAAAACGAAAAACCCAGUAAGUUAACUUAGCUUACGAAAAAGAACCUACAAUUACAGACCUCAUCAACAACCAGAUAUUUUAAUUAGCGGUGCACCUGAGUGAAACGACAAGAUUAUGGAGACAUGAAAUCAAAACCGUUAUCUAUGAUUUGAGUGUAUUAAGUUAAUUAUGAUUAGCGGUGACAUCAUAUACUACUUGUUGACGAUGGAUGCUUUUGUUUCUGGAGUGGAAACUUCAAAACUAAGCAGAUAGCGUCGAUGUGUCAACAUUCGGACUUAGACGUCAAUUAAUGUUGUCGAAUCAGCUUAGUUGGUGAUUAGUAUCUGUAAAUACGAAACAAUUCUCUCACCACUGCAAUAGAACAGCAUUUAUGCGUUGAUAAACUUGCACUUUUACCCGAGGGUAGCACAUUUCUGAUAAAGUAAUUGGUCUCUGACGAGUCUCUACCUAUGUUUCAUUAUACCUGUCAAUGUCUUGCGUCUAUGAGGUUGAUUUGAGACAUGUUCAUUUUGAAAACUGCUUUUUUAGGAGGCAACUAUCAUCCAGACUUACUAGACCAAGUGGUGUAAAUGUGUGUAACCCAAAAACCAAGCAAUCAGUACUAGUGUAAUAGGCAUGUGUUAUACUUCCUCAUUUGGUCGUCAAGGCUACUGAGACUACUCUUUUCUUUAAUACAGUAAGCAACAACUCAAAACUCUUGACAUGCAACAAAAUUAUCACCUUACUGACUAUUUGUAAAUCGUAUAUAUGAGUAUAUAUUGUUGUAAUCUUACCCUUCUUUCCCUUUGUUAUGAGCUUUGAGGUCAUCUUCCAAAGACUCUUUCUGUACAUAUUGCUUCCAGUCAAGACGCGACUUUUCCUAUAAUUUCAGUAAAAUAAACGUUUCUACAUUCGCUGGUUA
Molecule: messenger RNA, 2628 nt
Organism: Schistosoma spindalis
Lineage: Eukaryota; Metazoa; Platyhelminthes; Trematoda; Strigeidida; Schistosomatidae
Source: the annotation of a GenBank genome assembly